AUGAAUGGCGAUGAUGAUGAUGAUGAUGAUGAUGAUAAUGUUCACGAUAGCACCGGCAGUGGUGCAACAUUACCAAAUGCCAAUAAAAAUGACAAAAGUAGGAAUUCUCUACUCUGUUUUAAAAGAAAGAAGUCACCAUACAAGACUAAAGGUACCACGCCUAGUGACAAUAAAAUUAAGAAACCUACACUUUCAACAAAGCCUUCCAGUGAAGCUACACGUUCAAAAGAUACAACCUCUAAAACACAUCAAGCUGAAACGUCAAGAAAUUCGCCAAUAUCUUUCACAAACAUUACUGAAAUAUCUCUGUCUAAAGAAGAAGAUGAAGUGAAAACGAAGUCAUUCAAGGAUGAAGACCAUGGUGUCAAUGAAACUACAAAACAACACAGAGACAUAGAAUCACAUGAACCUGUGAAAACUGAAGUUGAAGAGGUUGAAAAGUUAUCACUUGAAGAGUAUGUUCUACUUCAGGAGAAUUUCGACUAUUACAACAGAAAUACAGACCAAAGACAAGAAGAGCAGCUAGGACAACCACAACCACCAUCACCACCACAACAACAACAGCAACAAAAACAAACGAGUUCGAAUGAUCAAGAACUCGUCAAAAGUAAAGAUGUAGCAUUCGACGAAAACCUGUGCAAAAUUCAAUCGUCAUCACAAGAUGAUGAUAUAAGCAAAUCACCUUCACAUUUGCCUGUCCUAACUGACCGAAAUGAAAAUCCGGAAAAUUAUCCAACAUCAAUAGAUGACUCUGAUGCAGUGAUGAAAGAAGAAAAUAUCCUCCCGGCUGCUUUAAAUUUAAGAAUAGUCCAGUCAAUUGAUAAUACUGAACAUGUACUUGCAGAGAAUAAAAUUUCCUUGAAUACAUUAUUUCAACCAGAUGUUGAAACACUGGAUGAAUUAGAUCCAGUGAAUGCGGUGUAUAAUGCAACUGAGCGAAAUGCCCUAACAAAACAUGAGCCUCCACUGAAUCAGACAACUGCUACAAGCUCUAAAACUAUCCAACAUUGUGAACUGCCAUCUGUUAAACUCACUAUUACAGCUUCUACAUCAAGUCCACAAAAGUGUAAAUUCAAUGAAAAAAAUAAUUAUUGUAUGUGUGGUUGUUCUCUUGUUAACAAGAAUACAAAUAUGCAGCGUGAACAAACAAUCGGAAAUUCGUCUGCAGAAUGUGGAACAGAUGAGGAGUUUUCUAGAAAGUACAGUACUGAGUCUAAAGUACAAUUAUCACAGUCACAACCGAAGCCAUUGCCAUUGUCAUUGCCAUUGCCGAGAGAAUCGCAGAGAACACCAACACCACCGCCAAGAUCAGAAACACCGACACCAACACCGACAACGACGCCGCCAACAUCACCACCAUUGUCAAUAUCAAAACAAUCUGAACUGUCGAAAUCAGUACAGACUAUGACAUCAUCGACAACAGCUUUCAAAACUCCAGCAUUACUAAUACUGCCUGAAACAGAUAUACAAAAGUCGGGAGAAUCAGCGCCAAGUGUGUCAUCAACAAAAAUAAUAGCAGCAGCACAGAAACACCCACCUGCAACACCAUAUGAACGAAUAGUGUGUAAUUGUGCAGUGAAAGCCAAUCACUGUCACUGUUCCAAUAGAAUAUGCACCACUUUCAAGCAAAUUGAACAAAUGCACUAUCCGUACAACUGUAAGCCAUAUAAAUAUAUUCUUUGUCCUACAGAUAAAGGCUUACAACAGUGUGAUUGUCUAAUUCUGUGUAAUCAUCAGAACGGACUGAGUGUAAGUCGACAGUAA
Trichobilharzia szidati is the source of this 1764-nucleotide messenger RNA. The record is from the annotation of a GenBank genome assembly. NCBI's taxonomy places the organism in Eukaryota, Metazoa, Platyhelminthes, Trematoda, Strigeidida, Schistosomatidae.